Messenger RNA from Lobosporangium transversale, 1898 nucleotides. Its product is annotated as DExH-box splicing factor binding site-domain-containing protein. Gene Ontology annotation, cellular component: spliceosomal complex. The transcript has 5 exons. Bases 289 to 1812 code for a protein of 507 amino acids. Gene Ontology annotation, biological process: mRNA splicing, via spliceosome. Lineage: Eukaryota; Fungi; Mortierellomycota; Mortierellomycetes; Mortierellales; Mortierellaceae. The record is from RefSeq and is a predicted model, not a curated record.
CUCUCGUAUAAGCCUUCAAGUCGUCACGCCAACCAGAAUCAAUCAAUUUUGCACGCAAGAGUUCCACAAGUUGAUCUCGUUUUCCAGACUCGACAAGUUCUCUAUGCAAAUUAGAUCGUAGAUGGUCGCUUGUUACUGAACUCAUUGUAGCUGUAUAAGUUGUUAAACGUCUGCGCCUUGUUGUGAAGAAUGAAAGUUAAAAAAAAAAGACUUCGGUCAAGCGUCGAGAUGUUACAUGGUGGCUUGAAAUUAAAGUUUCAGCAAUGGAGCUUAAAAAAAACUAAUUGAAUGCAUGUUUCAAUUGAUGGUGUUUACAUUAACUUAUUCACAACGCCUUUCUCCUCUUAUACACAUACACCAUCCGUAUACAUCAUGUCUGCAGAGGGAUCCCCCUCAGGGCCAUUGCCAGCAGCUAAUGGUGAUGGGAAAUCAUCAACAUCGGGUCCUGUCAAACUAUCAUUUGGCGUCAUGGGCAAAGGAAAGAAGGCGCCUCUAGUUAAUAAGAGAACAGUAUCAGCGUUUGGUGCACAUCAAGAUGAUAAAGCCGACAAACCAAAGGACGAACUUAUCGUUGGGUUUGAUGAAAACAAAAUUAAGAGUCUUGUGCCAGAAGAAGAAGCGAAGCCAUUGGUGAUCCCUCUGGAAGAUGCAGAUUGGCGGCAAAAAGUAUUGGAAAAGAGAAAAAAAAUAUAUAUGCCAGGCGAGGCCGGCAAACAUAGUAAUGAAAUUGUUGAGGAACCAGUCAAGGAAAUUAAAUAUGGACUACAGAUCACAAAGCGAGCCAGAAUAGAGCAUAGUUCGAACGAUACAAGUAGUUCCGGUUCUGGAGCUGGCGAUGUUAAUUCAAGUACAACUACAACUGCAACUACAACUACAACUACAACUACAACUACAACAUCGACUACAACGCUGGAGAUGACAAAAGAUGUAGUCAUGGAGCCAAGGGAAGAGACAUUGGAAGAAGCUGCAACAAGGAAAAUCUUGGAAGCCGUAUCCGACGAGAAUUCAGAGGAGAUUCGAAAGCUAACCAUCGGUGGACAGGAAAACAUCGACGACACAGAAGCUUUCCAAAAGAAUCUAGAAGAUCUCCCUGACGAGGCAACAUUAGAAGACUAUGAAAAAGUUCCUGUGGAGGAGUUUGGCGCAGCAUUACUGCGUGGCAUGGGGUGGAAUGGUGACAUGAAAGGAUCUGAAGCGAUUGAGUACAAUCGACGACCAGCGCUACUUGGACUAGGAGCCAAGCCUAAAGAACCAGAGCCGAUUACCAAAAAGUAUAUCAAGCCUGGCGAAUCACGCAUUCCACAGACUAUCAAGGUGCCUGAGAGGCAUACUACGGGACGAUCUGGCAGCUAUGGGUCACAAAAUGCUCAGAGGGAUCCUAAGGGCAACAGAGACGCAAGAGAUUCUCUUGAUACAAGAACAAGUAGGCGUGAAGAUAAAGAGAGUGUAGACAAUAGGUAUAGACGUGAUGGCGAAGAGAGUAGAGACAGCAUAGAAAGAGACAGCAGAGAUAGAGACAGGGACCGUGACAGAGAUCGUGACAGAGACCGUGACAGAGAUCGUGACAGAGACCGUGACAGAGAUCGUAACAGAGACAGCGGCAGAGAUCGUACUAGAGACCGUGACAGAGAAAGAGAUCGAGACCGUGAUCGUGAGAGAGAUUCAAGACGUGAUCCUAGAGACAGUGGGGGCAGUUGUGAUAACCGCAAUGAUCGAGAUGACGCUCGUAAACGGGAUCAGGAUCGGGUACGAGAAAGAGAAAGAGAAGGAGAAAGAGAAAGAGCAAAGGAGAAGUAUAAAAGGAGAAUUUGAGGCGGCUGGCACUACCGCUAAACUGCUUUAUUUAAGAAAAGAUUCAAAAAAUAAUAACAUACAUAUAAUAAAAAUUUCAGACAGCG